This is a messenger RNA of Ramularia collo-cygni, 2145 nucleotides long. RefSeq lists its product as uncharacterized. The record is from RefSeq and is a predicted model, not a curated record. Gene Ontology annotation, molecular function: protein binding. NCBI's taxonomy places the organism in Eukaryota, Fungi, Ascomycota, Dothideomycetes, Mycosphaerellales, Mycosphaerellaceae. The transcript is spliced from 3 exons. The coding region runs from base 1 to 2145 and encodes 714 amino acids.
AUGUAUCGCAUGGGUGCGAUUGUCUUCUUGCUGGUCGCUAUCGUGCCACUCCUGCAUAGCACUUCCUUCUUUGGCCAUGCYUCCAUGCCCAUGCGGCCAGUUAGUGGAGGAUUCAUUCCCGAGCGUCCUAAUGGUAUAGUACUGGAUCGAAGACAGAGUGACAGUCCCACGGCCGUGUGCAAAAGAUGGGCUCAAAUGAGUACUGUUGUGAACGGCACUCUUUACCUAUACGGCGGCCAGGCUACUGAAACGGAAAGCCAGAAGACAGAUACUUGGAACAAUAACUUCCUGAGCUUGGAUCUGACGGAAAGCUGGCAAAUCAGUACUCCACGCUUGACUGGCCUUCCUCAACCCUCUGGCCCACCAAACAUCAGUCUCGGUGCACUUUGGAAUUCAUACGACUCUCUAUUCGUCUACGGUGGCCAAUUCUCCGAUUCCCCGCCCGAGGAACCUUCAGCGUUUUCUCUCUGGGAGUAUGACAUUGCGGAAUCUGUCUGGAACGAGCACUCCGAUCCCGUCACAUCCAAAGGAGUGAGUGCUCCUAGCGAUGGGGACAAGGUACAGCGCGCUGCCGAGGGUGCUGCAGUUAGUGUGCCGUCGCUGGGGAAAGCCUUUUAUUUUGGUGGCCAUCUCGAUGGGUAUACCACCGAAGGCUGGUCUCAAAGCAUCGCCAGAGUCUACCUGCAGAGUCUGCUCGAGUACACCUUCCCGGGGUAUGCAAACCCUCAAGUUGAUGCCCUUCAUUCAAGCGAUGCUCCAGCCGAAGGAAUCUACAGAAAUAUCACAGAGGGAGGUCUGCAAGCCGAAGCUGGUUUUACUAAACGUGCCGACGGACUGCUCAUCUACGUACCUGGGUUUGGAGAUGAUGGCAUUCUCGUCGCACUGGCAGGUGGUACGAACGAAAGCUACACUCAGAUGAACACUGUGAAUGUUUACGACAUUGCCAAAUCCUCGUGGUAUACGCAAGCGACCAGCGGCGAGACUCCAAACAUCAGAGUCAACCCAUGUGCUGCCGCUGUGGCUGCUCCCGAUGGCUCAUCUACUAACAUCUACAUGUUUGCCGGACAGAAUCUGAUUCCCUACGGUAACCAGACACAAUACGAUGAUAUGUGGAUUCUUACUUUGCCGGCUUUUGCCUGGAUCAAAGUCGACCAGACUGGACAAUCAGUACCGCAAGGAAGGGCUGGGGCUACUUGCAACGCUUGGGACGGUCAGAUGAUCAUGGUUGGAGGCUAUACCGGACCGAAUACAUUAAGUUGUGAGACGCCAGGAAUUUACGUUUAUGACAUGAGCAAUCUCCAGUGGGUCAAUCAGUUCACUGCAAUUUCUGGAACCAGCUCGCCGGAUACGACUGCUGCUUUGGCCGCGGAUGGCAGCAACUCCGACGCAUCGAACAACCCGCUCAAUCAACAGCCCGCCCAACGGUUCAACGAGACCUCAGUUGGUGGAUUGCAAGGCUCGUACGGCUACCAAGUCCCCGAUCCCGUGAUUAGCGUUGUAGGAGGAGGAAGAACAGGUGGAGCUACAAUUACCGGACCGAUAAACAGUGCGACCGCCGGACCACUUUCCACCGGCAAGCCCAUCACGUAUACCGUAACCAACUCGACGAACAAUGGUGCGAACAGCAAUAAUGGCAAUGGAGGUAAUUCGGGUCCCAACAUCGGCGCUAUUGUGGCAGGGACAAUUGCUGGCGUGCUCUUCAUCGUCGCUUGCUACCUUGCAUUCUGUGCAUAUGUGUACAGAAGGCAAUUACAGCUCUACAAGAGACAUGUAGAAAUGAGCCAAGCCCAAGCCCGUGGAGAGAAAAUGCCCGCCAUCCCCGGAUUACUCUCUACCCAUGCCUCGACUGGAAAGAAGACUCCCAGUGAUUCAAGCUAUAUGCGUGGCGAGGGCCACAAUGAUUCCCCAUGGCUGACCACUACCACGACGAGCGAGGGCAGGUCAAGUCAUCAUCGAAGUGACAGUGGUGGAGCCAGUGCCAAGGCGACGACUGGUACAGGAGCUCCUGGAGGUUAUGCAAGUUUGAGAAGGAAUAGUGAGGCUAGCGAUGGAGCUGAUGAGGAUCUUUUGGCUGGUAGAGAGCCCACGUUUGUUGGUGUUAUGUUGAAUCCAAGGAGAUCUUUGCGUGUGAUAAACAGAGAUUAG